AGUCCUACCACAGGAGGUUAUCAGAAAUACAAAUUUAAAAUGAAAUUCCUUAUUGUUUUUGUCGCCGCUUUGGCUGCCGCCUCUGCUGGCUAUGUUGCCCCAGUGGCUCCAUUGGUAUAUGGCGCCCAACACUUGCCAGUGAUUGGGCCCAAUGGCGUCCCAAUUGAUACCCCUGCUGUGCAACACGCUACCGCUGCUCAUUUGGCCCACAAAGCUGAAGCUCAUGCCCGUAAUGGAGACUACGCUGUUUACGCUCAUGCUGCCCCAGUUGUUGCCCAUGCUGCUCCCCUUGCCUACGCCCACCACGCUUAUGCCGCCCCAGUUGUAGCUGCCCAUGCCGCUCACGGUGUUGUCGGUCAUGUCGGUGUUGCUGAAACCCCAGAAGUUGUUGCUGCCAAGCACGCUCACUUCGCCGCCCAUGCUGAAGCUUUGGCCCGCGUUGCUCCAGUUCACCAUCUGUACCGUCGUGGUAUCUACGCCGCUGCCCCAGCUAUUGCCGCUUACGCUGCCCCAAUUGCCUACGCUGCCCAACACCUUCCAGUCAUUGGACCCAACGGUGUCCCAGUUGAUACCGCUGAAGUUCAACACGCCCGUGCUGCCCAUUUUGCCCACAAGGCCGAGGCUCAUGCCCGCAACGGUGACUAUCUUGCUCACCCAGUUGUGUCUGCCGCCUAUGGCGCUUACCCAUAUGCCUACGGAGCCUACCCAUAUGCCCAUGGUGCCCACCACUUGGGAUACGCUCAUUACUUGUAAACAAAUUUGUAU
Dalotia coriaria is the source of this 765-nucleotide messenger RNA. RefSeq names its product cuticle protein 18.7-like. NCBI's taxonomy places the organism in Eukaryota, Metazoa, Arthropoda, Insecta, Coleoptera, Staphylinidae. The record is from RefSeq and is a predicted model, not a curated record. The transcript has 2 exons. Bases 40 to 753 code for a protein of 237 amino acids.